This is a messenger RNA of Propithecus coquereli (Coquerel's sifaka), 1125 nucleotides long. It is a transcript of the gene TEX55, whose product is annotated as chromosome unknown open reading frame, human C3orf30. The record is from RefSeq and is a predicted model, not a curated record. The coding region runs from base 1 to 1125 and encodes 374 amino acids. Gene Ontology annotation, cellular component: nucleus. Lineage: Eukaryota; Metazoa; Chordata; Mammalia; Primates; Indriidae. The transcript has 5 exons.
AUGAUAGCUUCUGAGGGAGAAAUCAAAUUAAGAUCAGAAGACAGCCUAGAUAUAAUCAAGAAGAUGAUCUUAACAGAUUUUAAGGGCUAUUUUCAUAAAGCUGGAGUAUCUUGGGCUUCCAGACAGACUGACCGCAGGAUGUCCAGCCAGGUGGAGAGGAGAGUUUCUGAGCAGGCCGACCGCAGAAUGUCCAGCCAGGCCGAGAGAAGAGCUUCUGAGCAGACUGAUCGCAGGAUGUCCAGCCAGGCUGAAAGGACGUCUGAACAGAUUGAUGAUAAAUUGCCCAUGCCAUCUGACCAGGGAGCUUCUGAACAGACUGACCGCAGAAUGUCAGGCCAGGUUGAGAGAAGAACUCCUGAGCAGACUGACCAAAGAUCGUCUGGCCUGGCUAACCAAGGAACUUCUGAACAGGUUGACCUCAGAUUGUCUGGCCUGGUUGACCAUAAACCAUCUGUAAAGACUCACCACCCAGUGUAUGGCCAAGGCCCCAAACUACCUGAACGCCAGGCUGAUCAACUUCCAGGUAACGAGGCUGGCUCCAGUGAAGCUGACCAGGUUCACUUAGUAGAAAAACAAGAUGAUUACAAAGAAGACCACCUAUCUUACUAUGGCACACUUGGCGAGUCUGAGGACAGCGAGAUGGACAAAGGGGCUGACUACAGAGUACAACCCUGCAAAUUUGAGCACAGUCAAAUAGACCUCAAUUCCAAGCUUCCACAUGAAGUAGAAAAUGAAACUGAAAGUGUAACCAUCACCCAGGCCUACAACCCAGUUGAUGCCAAAUCCACCAGUAAUUUCCAAGCAAAAGGCCAAGGCUUUUUCCAAAGAUUGCCCUCCAUCUCAUCUACAUUGGACUAUAUCACUGGAAAAGAAAAAACUCAAGCCACAGAAACCAACCUGGAUGAUUUUCCAGAAUUUGAGCCAGGAAAAAGAUCUUAUGGAUACAAUCAAAUUUAUAAUAGGAGGUUCCCUUCUGUAGUAUAUGAAGAUCCUUAUGAAGUUUCAGUCCGAUACAUGGAAAAACAUCGCAUUCUGCAAAUAUUCCAGAUCACCGAAAACUUAGUCUAUGAAAAGCCAGAGGACCCCCUGAAUUUUAUGCUGUGCCAGACCAUGUGUGAACUUUAG